AUGUUUCCUCGACCUCGAUCUCGAUCUCAAUCAGGGCCAGAACCAGAGUUGGCCACCCGCCCCUCAACCAGCUCAACUCAGAUUGCCGUAGACAUGGAUUCAGAUUGCGAAGAGGACCUCUACGCCAUCGCCGAGGCCAUGAGACAAGCCAUGAUGCGGGCCAACAGUCCUCACCAAAUCAACGUUCCCACAAUCACCGACGGAAGAGACCCAGAACCUGGGCCGAGGGGCGGCACCUUCGCCUUCGACGACGACAUGGCCCGCUACCCGGCCUCCAUGACCAGCUCGGUGCGCGACCACGUGUACGAGGGCGGCUUGCGCUACCACGCCUACCACGCGGGCAAGUACGCCUUCCCCAACGACGAGGUUGAGCAGAACCGCGACGACAUGAAGCACACCAUGACCCUGAUGCUGUGCCGGGGUGCCUACUUCUAUGCACCUGUCGACGAGGUGUUGGAGGAAGGGGGAGAGGUCUUGGACUUGGGGACGGGGACGGGCAUAUGGGCUAUGGAGCUGGGCGACAGGUAUCCCAACAGCACAAUAACCGGCAUCGACCUCUCACCAAUCCAACCAACGUUCGUUCCUGAGAAUGUCCAUUUCUUUGUUGACGACUUCGACGAAGAAUGGGUCGACCCCGAAAACAAAUACGACUUCAUCCACCUCCGCCACACCCUGCACUCGGUCAAAAACCGCCAAACCCUCCUUCGCCGAGUUCUUCACCACCUCAAACCAAACGGCUACUUCGAAGCCCAAGAAAUAGCUUUCACCCCCCGAUGCGACGACGACACUCUCACCCUGCAAACCCCCUACGCCCUGCGCGAUUACGUCAACUACAUGGCCGCGGGCAUGCGCGCGUUGGGGUCCGAGGCGCACGCCAUCCUCACGUUGCCCGACGACAUGCGCGCGGCCGGGUUCGACGACGUGCGGCUGACGACGCACAAGUGCCCUUUGGGCACCUGGCCGCGCGACAAGCGGCUGCGCUUCUGCGGGCUGUUUCUGCGGACCGUCAUCAUGGACGGGCUGCGGGGGCUCAGUCGGCGGCCGCUGAUGGCGCUGGGUUGGACGGAGUUGCAGAUCGAGAUGUUUCUUGUCGAUGUGCGCAAGGCGCUUAUGGACAACGGGGUGCAUGCGUACAUGACGCUGCAUGUGGUGCAUGGGAGGAAGCCUGCGAGUUGAGUGUGAAUAAUGCGGGCAGCGUCCCUUGCAUGGGGCGUCUACCAAUGCGAUUGGGUAGGGUGCAUGGGUGAAUUUGCAUGCAGACUGCUGAGCCUGCUACGAGCUCGUCUAGCUUUGCCACUAGGAGAGGCAGAGGAGGGUUUCUCGGUUGAUCCUGCGUGAGACGGUGUCAGCUA
Molecule: messenger RNA, 1352 nt
Organism: Parathielavia appendiculata
Lineage: Eukaryota; Fungi; Ascomycota; Sordariomycetes; Sordariales; Chaetomiaceae
Product: S-adenosyl-L-methionine-dependent methyltransferase
Exons: 5
Coding region: 1-1176 (391 amino acids)
Molecular function (GO): methyltransferase activity
Source: RefSeq, a predicted model, not a curated record